Molecule: messenger RNA, 2583 nt
Organism: Chlorocebus sabaeus (green monkey)
Lineage: Eukaryota; Metazoa; Chordata; Mammalia; Primates; Cercopithecidae
Gene: PLA2G2F
Product: phospholipase A2 group IIF
Biological process (GO): arachidonate secretion; lipid catabolic process; phospholipid metabolic process
Molecular function (GO): phospholipid binding; calcium ion binding
Source: RefSeq, a predicted model, not a curated record
GAUGGGGAAAGAGAGGCCUUUGGGCUAAUUUCCUUUUGGAUGCAUGGGGAAGGCCGAUUCUCCUAUCUGAACCCGGAACAUGGCAGAUGGGGCGCAGGCCAACCCCAAAGCGUUCAAAAAGAAGGUGCUGGAUAGAUGCUCCUCUGGGUGGAGGGACCCACGCUUCCGAGCCUCCUGUCCUUCAAGAACCCCCAGGUCUAGCCUGGGUAUGAAGAAGUUCUUCGCUGUGGCCAUCCUUGCCAGCAGUGUUCUGUCCACAGCCCACAGCAGCCUGCUCAACCUGAGGGCCAUGGUGGAGGCCGUCACAGGGAGGAACGCCAUCCUGUCCUUCGUGGGUUACGGUUGCUACUGUGGGCUGGGGGGCCGUGGCCAGCCCAAGGAUGAGGUGGACUGGUGCUGCCACGCCCACGACUGCUGCUACCAGAAACUCUUUGACCAGGGCUGUCACCCCUAUGUGGACCACUAUGAUCACACCAUCGAGAACAACACUGAGAUAGUCUGCAGUGACCUCAACAAGACAGAGUGUGACAAGCAGACAUGCGUGUGUGACAAGAAUGUGGUUCUGUGCCUCAUGAACCAGACGUACCGAGAGGAGUACCGCGGCUUCCUCAAUGUCUACUGCCAGGGCCCCACGCCCAGCUGCAGCAUCUAUGAACCACCCCCUGAGGAGGUCACCUAGAGUCACCAAUCCCCGGCGCCCCCCACCCCUCCCUAGAGCCUCUGAGGUCUGAGAGAGAAGAGCGGGCGGAGGGGACCAGAUGAGGAGCAGGGAGGGUAGGAGCCAGGCUGGGAGCCCAAAGGUUGCUGGCUGCCUCCCCCUGGAGCUCUCCAGCCAGGGCUCAGCCCCCAGAGGACUCAGGAAGGCCUGGGUCUUGACUCCCCCAGCCCAACCCAGCCCCAAGCAUGGGUGCAUCCUGCCGCUGGUUCUGGACUGGGUGGGAGGCAUGGAGCUUGUAGGAGUCUCUCCUGAGGGUGGCUGGGAAGACCCGAGAGAGAGGAGGAGGGGCCUCUGAGUGGGGCCUCUGUUGCUGGAGCCAGCUUGACUCCCCGGAGCCUUCGAGAGUCUGAGCUGCCAGCCCAGGUCCAGAGAUGGGUGCAUCCUCGGCCCAAGAUCACAGGAAGGCAGAUUGCUGGUCACGAAACCUGGCUUCCAGGAGCCCCUCAGCUGAUCCCACAGGAUGGCCCGGGGUGGUGGCUACUUUGGGCUUGAGGCUCUCUAGAGCCCCACUCACAGAGCAGGUGCCCCACCCCAGCCCUCACUGAGGUGGCCAUGAGUCCAGUUCAGACCCUAGGGGAUGUGCAGUGCUGAGCGUCCCAGCCCCGAAGUCCAGCCUCUGAGCAGGCUCCUGGGCACUGACAGAGUCACACACCCAGGUACACCUUACAGGCUAAUAUGGGGACACACGAAAAUGUGGCCUCCAAAACCUGCAAGUCUUCUCUGUGCCCCCCAUCGACCCAUGCAUGUCACCCAACCCUGCCCUGCCACACCACGUGGGUCUGAGGAGCGCCUCUACCCCCGCCCUCUGGGUCCCUGACAGACACUGCCCUCCUGGCCUGCACCUGGAACAGCAGCCAAAACAAUGGAGGGGGACCCACACCCUCUCUCCCUGGGCUGUGGGCAGGCGUCACAAGUCCCAUUGGUGGGGAAGAGGCUGAGGGCUGAGACCCACCUCAGUGAAGAGGAAAACGUAAGCAGGGAGAGCAUCAAGGCGGGAGGCUGCCUGGAAAUUUCUAGAAGAGGGUCAAGGUAGGACGCUACGUGGAAGCUUCUAGAAGGCAGUAAGGAACAGGAUGGUGAAGGAGAGGGGAGAAGAUGGGAGCAUGGAGAGACAAGGUGAGUGACAGCCGCCAGCAGGGAGGGGCCUCCAGGCAGCACAGAGGAGCUGGGGGGCAGGGCCUUAUGACGCUGGGUUCCUGUGUGGGGCGUGCAGCUGGGGCUGAAGUAGAGGGGACGGCCUUGCGGCCCCCAGCACUGUUGUUUCUCCAGGUGCACCAUAACCUCCUCCUUACCUGCCCGAACCUCAACUCAGGGUCAGCGGCCUCCAUGGAGCCAGCCCCACCUGCCUAAGGACCACUGAGGCCAUCCUCCGCCUGGACUCAACAGCCGCCAGCAAGUUUGCCUGGGAGUGUCCCUGGGGUACCAUUGUCACUGGGGAGGGAGAGCCAGGAAGGGUGGAGAAGGAGGCAGAAGGGGCACGUAUGAAAAAGAGGACAGGAAGCCUCACCAGAGGCGGUUUCCAGAGCCCCAGUCUUGGAGACAAGGACACUGCCACCCAAUGCCACAGUCAGUGUGGGAGGGGCCCACGUCCCCCACCCCCCACGCCACACCGCUGCCUCCUGCUGGCCAUGGUCCUCUGGCUGGGAGGAAUGCGGGUUCCCAGCUGUACCCCUCCCCCCCGCACACACACCCUCCCGUGUCCCACGGAAAGUCUAGGCCAGGAUCUGGCGAUGGGAUUCUGCUGCCCAGGGGUCCUGCCCGCCCUCACUCACCCCAGGUGCUUGGGAUGCUGCAGGUCCCAGAGAAUCUCCACAGGACUUGGCUUCCCCUGCUCAAAUGAAUAAAGACCUCCUACCUCAACUCCC